AUGCAAUCUCGCGGUGGAGAAAAGUAGUUAACGCCGGUAUGAGUACAAGUAGGUGAAAUAUUUUGGUCCUUCUAGAUUGAGCAAUUUUCGCGGCGUGCAAGCGCGCGGCGUCGUCGUGACCGACGUGCACACACACACCUCACGGUCUCGUUAAAACAGCGCACCUCAGUUUCGCAGAGUCUGCCGGCGCGUUCGCAUCCUUCCGCGCGGAAGGAGAGAUCAGGCGCGCAAGUACCCUCGUUUCGUUCCAGGGUGUUCACACCCGUUUGCCUAUACCCGAGCAAACACACCGUAACGAUCCUGCGGCGACUACUCCUCGCGACAGCCCGUAUCCGGAGAUUCGCGCGGAGAGUGCAGUCCGGAGAAAAACGGCGAAAUGUGUCGGAGAGAAAUGCGGGUUUCGAAAACUUUGUGAAGUCGCGCGAAACUUUGCAACGCGUAAAUGUAAUCUUCGAUUUUUCGCUCGGCAGGAGGUUCGCGUGCAAACACCGUCGUCGUCGGCGAUUUUUCCCCUUUGAUAAAUGGAAGAACAUCGCCGGGAUAAAAUACAAAGACAACCCCUGAUUUUGGCGAGAUAAAAUUGGACGAACUGUUUCCGAACGAUUUAAAUACGAAUUGGAACGUUUUUUGUCCGCGAAUCUCACAUUGUGUGUCUAUCGGAGCCGAUCUGAAUCGCUGUGACUCGAUUUAAUGAGGAAAAUGCGGUUUACGGCAGGUGUAACUCGAAACUAUUUGGAUCUCACGAGUCGGGUGUCUACGGUAUUCGGCUGCACCAAAGUGUAUUACAAUGUGUUAUUACGGCCGGAACUUGGCAGUCCAUAUUAAAGUUACGAAGCUCGAGUGCGCAACGCGAGAAUAUUAUACCGUACACACACAGAGACGACGAACGAUUCAAUUUCGUUCUUACAGCGCGCUCGUUCUUACAGAGAAGCUGAUUACAAUCUGAAGAAGAACGGAAUGCGUUGUCUCGCCGGUUCAAAGAACAUUCUACACCGGAGUCAUGAUCCGUGAAAGAAGAAGAAAACGAGUGUCGCGAACUUUAUAAGUGUAAACUGAUCAUUGUGAAAACCAACGUCUCGAAUUUGCAUCUGUUCGCGCGCGAAUCAUUUGAAAACGGAGAUUUUUAUUCGACGUCUGUAUUCGUGACGUCAGGGUAUCUCCCCGUGCGACUUAUUCGACUUCGAUAAUUCGGCGAGCGGUAAUUUAUCCAUCCGAAUUCCGCCGGGUGACGAAUUCGUGAUGCCGCUGGCGACGGGACGAGCGACUUAGCGGGACAUUGCAAUCGAGGAUACGCAAUGAGAGAUCGAAGCAUGAAUCUCGCCGUGCUGAUCGUCACCUGGCUGACGGUGACGACGUCGCGCUCGUGCGUCGCGCUCGACGCGACCGAGGAGGAGGACCCGGGCGAUUAUUACCCGUACGCGGACGACGAUGGCAACCACCUCGACUACGCGAACGCCACGAACUGCACGAACGACUACUGCAUUCCGGACGAGGACUACAUCGACCUGAUGGUGCAGCAUAUAUUCCCCGAGUUCUCCGACUGGGUGCUGAUCGCGAUGCACAGCGUCGUCUUCGUGGUCGGCCUGAUCGGCAACGCGCUCGUCUGCAUGGCCGUCUAUCGCAACCACUCGAUGCGCACCGUGACCAAUUAUUUCAUCGUCAACCUGGCGGUGGCCGACCUCCUCGUCCUGCUCAUCUGUCUGCCGCCGUCGGUGCUAUGGGACGUCACGGAGACCUGGUUUCUCGGGCUGAAACUCUGUAAGGCUGUGCCGUAUCUUCAGACAGUGUCGGUGAGUAUCAGCGUUUUGACGCUGACUUUCAUAUCCAUCGACCGAUGGUACGCUAUAUGUUUCCCAUUGAGAUUCAAGUCGACGACAGCUCGAGCGAAAACCGCUAUCAUAGUGAUUUGGAUGAUAUCGCUGCUCUUUGACAUUCCAGAAUUACUGGUGCUGCACACGGUGCCGUCAAACAGUAGAGUGCAGACUGUAUUAUUCACGCAGUGUGUUUGCUUAUGGAGCCAAGAGAGUCAAACCACCUUCACGAUUAUCAAACUGAUCUUUUUGUACACAAUGCCGUUGCUUUUGAUGAGCGUGGCGUAUUGGCAGAUUGUGCGCGUUCUAUGGAAAAGUGAUAUUCCAGGACACAAUUUGUCUACCAGAGUCUGUCAUUCAACUGAGAUUCCAUUGUCCGGGGGUGGAAAUCCGGAAGGUCAAUUGAGAUCUCGACGGAAAGCGGCGAAGAUGUUGGUCGCCGUAGUCAUUACAUUCGCGAUAUGUUUCUUGCCGGUGCAUUUGCUCUCUAUUCUAAGAUGUACCAUGACGUUACCCUCGAAUCAAUGGACGAUCGCCAUUAGUCUAAUCGCCCAUUGGCUUUGUUAUUUCAACAGCGCGGUGAAUCCUGUCAUCUAUAAUUUUAUGAGUGGGAAGUUUCGCAAGGAGUUCAGACGCACCUUCCGAUGUUCUCACAAGGGCAGAACCUGCGCUCACAAACGCGGAUACGUCGCAGGUAUCUCGGACCCGCUUAAACAGAGAUCUCGAAAUUACACGAGGUCAAUUCACACGAUGUCAAACAACAAUAACGUUCAGCAAAGCACCGAGGUCAUACCUCUCAGUGCCAUAAAUAUAAAUAUAUUGCCGAACGAGAAACAGGAGUGAACCUCGCAUCAUAAACCUUACGCCAAAUGUUCUCUUCUAUCAAUUCUUCUUUAAUUCUUUGACUAAUCUGAAACCCAACUUCUCCUAAAGAAGAGACCAGAACAUUCUAUAGUUUUUAAGUCAAUAAGUAACAAUUAAAAGCAAUUGAUUCUUCACAAAUUAAAGCCAAGAGUAAAUGAGUCAUUACAAAUUAAAGACUGCGAUAAAUAAUUCUUUGUUAUCCUUGGAAAAAAAGUUUAUCUCUGAAUUUAUCAAGAAAAAGUGUAAUUAAAUAAGAGAACAUUUGGCGAGGCGCGCUUUGUAUACAGCGGAUAAACUAUAAUUCUCUAAAGUCAACUGCUUAAUAUGUUUAUAGGUGUAAUCGAGUUGUUCCUAUACAUUGUUAUAUAAGUAAAUCUUACUCAAAAAACUUUCUCAAAGCUUGCAGAUUUGAAAUGAACUGAGAGACAUGUGUAGUAUAUUAAUGUGUAAAUAGGCAAUUAUAAUGUAUACGAGUCCACAUGAUAUUCUUGGAUUUGCUGCUUUAAACAUUUUACUUUAUUAUACUGUAGAUAUAAGUAUAGAUAACAAUGUACAAUCACAGAUCGAUAACUGAAAGUGGAGACCUAGAGACGCACGAUUAAAUUUCAAAGGAAUUAACGCCAGUGUGUAAAUAUAAAGCGUUUAUAUUCUACCUAUUCCGGCACUUAAAGCAUAAUGUUAUGCUCCAUUUUCACUUGAAGUAUUUAUUUUUUUUCCUAUAAUACAUUCGAUAUAUCAAUGAAAAUAUAUCUACAAAGUUUAAUAAAGUGUAUGUAAUCCCUCCUAAACGUUUAAAGCUUAAAGUUAUAUUAUAUAAAGUUAUUACUAACGGUAUUAGUUUUUAUAAACUGUACAAUAUACUACAGCGAAUGUGACGUGUUCUUGCUCGCUUCGUUUCCACUUAAAUUUUAUAUUUUAUUAUUGCGCAAAAGUGUCGUUCACCAUGUAUAAAUCUCCUAUCGUUAUAAUUUCACUUUUUUUUCAUACAAUUUUGUUUCAGCCAUAAUUAUACUUCUAGACGUAAUUAAUCAUGGUAAAACAAAAUUAAUUGAACAUUUCGCCUCAAUGCGCUCUCUCGCUGUUUUUUAAAUAUAUUUAGAAAAUAAUCUUAUUUCAUUGAUUAACCACUCUAGUAUAUUCGAGUUAGACCUUAGAUGCAUGCUUAAUGUCGCAAAAAAUAUUUCUAUAUUAUCUUUAUAACAACCAAUUUAUACUUCAAUAGAACAAAAAUGGUCAGUUUACAAAACUUAAAACGUGUAAAUAAAAUAUAAUAAAAGACUUCGCAUAAUAUGAGAAAAGUAAAUAGACAUUAGAGCUGUUCAUUCCUGUUGCUUUCUCACGUUUUCUAUAUUUUGUAAAUAUAGAAUAAAAUAAAGCUAACUGUAAAUUAGUUUCUCUUUGAACAAAGUUAAGAGAAAAGAGCACAGAAAUAUAUAAAAAAGGUAGAUAGAAAGAAUAAUCAAUUGUAUGUAUCCCAAUUGUGUGUAAAAAGAGAAAAUUUCUGUAUACGUACAAAGAGAUGCACACUUACGUUAUUCAAUGAAAUAUAUUUUAAUAUUAUAACUACAAACGUUUCUGCACUGUAAGUAGUCAUAACAUUGAAAAAAGUGUGUAUGUAUGUAUAUACACACACACAUAUAUAUGUAUGUAUAGUGUGUGUGUGUGUGUGUGUGUGUGUGUGUGUGUGUGUGUGUGUAUGUAUAUACACACAUGCACGCACACGCACACACACAUAUAUACGUAUACAUACAUACACAUCGUGUUACAGUCAUGGCUCGUGCAGCUGCCAAAUAUAUUACAUUGGUACACAAUACCGCUUUUUGUUAAAUAGUGACCAGUUAUAGGUAAACUUCAUAUAUGAAAAAGUUAUCGAUACUUCGUAUUCCAGGCAAUAAUGUCAGCGCAUUAUAUGAGGCUAUUUUAGAUAUUACAAAUACGGAUUAUAGUUUCCAUAAGUAAAUAUGCUUUUUUUAUAUGCUUUAAACUUAUAUUUAAUAACAUUAUAUUCGCGUAUCAAUUU
Monomorium pharaonis (pharaoh ant) is the source of this 4695-nucleotide messenger RNA. RefSeq names its product orexin receptor type 2. Lineage: Eukaryota; Metazoa; Arthropoda; Insecta; Hymenoptera; Formicidae. Gene Ontology annotation, molecular function: neuropeptide Y receptor activity. Bases 1296 to 2654 code for a protein of 452 amino acids. Gene Ontology annotation, cellular component: membrane. Gene Ontology annotation, biological process: G protein-coupled receptor signaling pathway. The transcript is spliced from 7 exons. The record is from RefSeq and is a predicted model, not a curated record.